AUGGGUUUCCUUCGAAGGAGCAAGAAGAAUGAAUGUCAACAACAUGGGAGUGUGGUGGAAGCGGUAGUACGUAAAAAGUCAGAGAAAGUGAAAUAUGGAAUCGUCUUCCAUCGCAGCAAGCCAAAUAUCCCAACAACGAUAGAAUCCAUUCGAUCAAAAUGCUUGUUUACUCGUAAGGGCCUUUUACCAGGAAUGUAUGUUCUCGAAGUGAAUGGGCAAGACGCGACCUGGAAGACUCCAAAAGAUUGCGCUCGUCUUCUUAAGAGUGCACCUGUCGGAUCAAAUGUAUCGAUCAAAGCUGCCAUUCCAAAGACCAUCAGAGUGAAGAGAGACUCAGAAGAGAACAGUUGGGGAUUUUCCAUCAAGAACUCUACAAAACGAGAGGGGAUUUUCAUUGACAAUGUCGCACCAAAGAGUAUUAUGGCUUCUUCAGGCUUGGAGCACGGAAUGCUGAUUAUUAAGAUCAAUGGCAAGACAUUUCCGAAUGAAAUCAAGGAUGCGGCAUUGGCAUUGAGAGCGAGCGGGAAUUCCAUUGAGAUUACUUUGGUGCAGCUAGAGGCUCAAUUGGAUUUUGAUCUUGAUGAUAUCAGUACUGCUACUGAUAUCCAGCAGGAGGCAGGUGACGAAAUGGAACCAGGUAAACAAGAAGAAGAAAAGGCGACUGGAGGUGAUAUUAUUGAAGGAUCAGGAGAAAAAAAUGAAUCAAGUAGCCACCCUCGAAUAUCUACUGCAGAAGCUCUUGAGUAUUCUGGAGACAAAGUCAAAGAAACAAGUAAACAGAAACAGACGACUGCUGUUUUGCAAACAGUGACUGAGAACCGCGACGACGUGACGAACGCCCCCACGAGCAAAGUUGAGCCCUCUACAGCCCGUGAACCACCAAUGGUGCAAGAAUUUGAUAUUGACAUGGACGACUUUUCAUUUGCCGAGAGCGAAAGCAAAAUCCCUAUCCAAAAGGACGAGAACAGUCCUUCCGGGUGGUUUUUCAGGAACUCGAAGAAGGAGGAGGAAUGCUUCGACCUUGAUGAUCAGUUUCCCGAGCGCUAUACAAAGAAUAACAACCCACUGUUCCAAAGUGUUCUCCCUCCAUCAAGGAAACAAUCUAGAACCAGCGAAGUCGUGUCACAAGUAAUGCAGCUUCGAAAGCUCCGCAAACCUAUUCCCAAAAGUUCCAUCGCGACCGUACAAUCUCCCGUCGAUGAUGAGAAAUUGAACCGACGAGCAAUCAUAUUCGGACUGAAGAAAGAAGCUGCAGUACCGACGGUACAACGGUUUGAUCCAAAGACACGCCGACCUAGAUUCUUCAGGGGGGCGUCCAUAUUGUCGCUCAAAUCUCGAUCAAGCAAGGUCACAAAAGAGGAGAGACUUGGAGAACAAAAUGGCCACAAUUCUUCCACCUCAGUCCAGAGUCUAUUCGACAUAUUAUUGAGUUUUCAGGACACACUAUGUGCAACACUGGUAUCUGGUCCGACUCAAGACUCCACGGCGGUAGCAAAUGACACAAAGUCUCGUAAACGAACAGUGAUACCGGUACGAAAAGCCAAAGCCGAAAAUCCACGCGAAAUAGAGGAGCAAGUGUUGGAGUUGUAA
This is a messenger RNA of Cylindrotheca closterium, 1590 nucleotides long. Lineage: Eukaryota; Bacillariophyta; Bacillariophyceae; Bacillariales; Bacillariaceae. The record is from the annotation of a GenBank genome assembly.